AUGGUGAACAUAGAAAAUCCCAGGACGAAGUAUACUGAACUGGAAAAUAUUGGCAGUGGGACUUUUGGGGAGGUUUGUAGAGCACUCGACACUGCCACAGGAGGAGAGGUGGCCAUAAAGAAAAUAAAUCUCCAAGGACUGAGGAAGAAGGGACUAAGAGUCAAUGAACUCAUGGUCCUGAAGAAGAAUAGGAAUCCCAAUGUGGUUACCUGUUUAGACAGCUACCUUGUGGAUGAGCAAUUGUGGCUGGUGAUGGAGUACAUGGACGGAGGCACUCUGAGUGAUGUUAUCAGCCAGACCCACUUGUCUGAAGAUGAGAUGGCAGCCAUCAGUCGGGAGUGCCUACAAGGACUGGAUUUUCUUCAUUCGAAUCAUGUGAUCCAUCGAGAUGUGAAGAGCUGCAACAUCCUUCUCGGAAUGGACGGCUCUGUCAAGCUGGGUCAGUGUAUUCUUGGUUAGGUUCAGCCUUC
Molecule: messenger RNA, 470 nt
Organism: Cyanistes caeruleus (blue tit)
Lineage: Eukaryota; Metazoa; Chordata; Aves; Passeriformes; Paridae
Source: RefSeq, a predicted model, not a curated record